GAAAAUUCAAAAAAUGGUAAAAAAGUAAAAAUUAAAAAAGUUUUUAAAGAAACUUAUGCUUUAUUAAAAGUUGGUGGAGGAAACAAAAAAAAGGAGAAAAAUGUUACAAAACCUAACUUGAAAGCUUAUUUAGAAGUAGGUUUAGAGAAAUUAUCUGGAACUUCAACUAAACACAAUAAACAAAAAAUAACGAUUAAGGAAAACAUGCAGCAAAUCAAUAAUUCAUGUUUAGAAGAACAACAGCCCACCAUUAAUCUAUUACCCAAAUUUAAUAAGGUUCCACAAAUAAAUCAUAAUAAUGUUGGCACAAACGAAACACUUGAACAAGUACAAGAGAUGCAUCAAUUCAUUAAUCGAUUACAAGGAAUUUUGGAACAAGAUAUUGAAGACUCUUUUAGUCCUACUAAUACUAAUAACCUAUUGUUCGUUCAUAAUUAUUUAUUACAAUUAGAAUUAUCAAGAGACAACACUAUGCAAGAAGCUUGUACUGCAUCUCAAGAUAUUAUUAAUAUUUUACGGAGUUAUUUCAUCCGAUUGGACAAAUUUUCUAAUUAUUUCACAAAUUAUCUUUGGAAUUUAUCAAAAAUUUUAAUGCCUUUAGCUAAAAAUGGUCAAGCAUCAACUAUAAUCUCUUCUAUAGCCAAAAUUAUUGAGAUAGAAGAAGCUGCUGAUGAAAGAGCUAUUAAUCAAAAUCAACUCGAUUCAAAAAAAAGUUUUCGUGUUAUAAAAUCUUAUAGAAUUAAUUUUUUUUAUCAACUUGAUAAUUCUAUUAUUAAUUUAUUUAAUGAAAA
Rhizophagus irregularis DAOM 181602=DAOM 197198 is the source of this 791-nucleotide messenger RNA. RefSeq lists its product as uncharacterized. The record is from RefSeq and is a predicted model, not a curated record. Gene Ontology annotation, biological process: exocyst localization; exocytosis. Lineage: Eukaryota; Fungi; Glomeromycota; Glomeromycetes; Glomerales; Glomeraceae. Gene Ontology annotation, cellular component: exocyst. Gene Ontology annotation, molecular function: SNARE binding.